Molecule: messenger RNA, 2691 nt
Organism: Letharia columbiana
Lineage: Eukaryota; Fungi; Ascomycota; Lecanoromycetes; Lecanorales; Parmeliaceae
Exons: 7
Coding region: 1-2691 (896 amino acids)
Source: RefSeq, a predicted model, not a curated record
AUGACAGAAUUGGGGCGUUACAAGGAGCAACUGGCUACAUCCGUCAGCUUUGAGCGUGGAAUGCUGCUACGACGCCUGACUGCUGGCAUGACACCGGAGGGCAUUGUGGGACUAAAGUUCCUUGGAAGCGAAACGAACAAUUUGGGUAUAGAUAGAGAGUUCGCUUUGGGGAAUUUUGAUGGGGAAGUGCCGUUGGGGCAAUUGGCGACUGAGAUAGGCGAUGGCAUGAAGGGGCUCAAAGCCGAGAUUGCACGGGAUGGUCGCAUCAUUGGCCUAGGACUUCUCGAAAAAGAUUCUUCUUCGACAAUUUCAUCUUCUAGACUAGAUGUGGAGCCAUCUCCCAAUCCAUUGUGGUACCCAACUAUUCCACCGAUCACUUGGACGUCCACAAUGGCACCGUCCCUCGAUACAGAUUUCACAUACUUGCACCAUACAACUUUUGCUUCUGAUCCUCAAUCAUUAAAGCACCUCACUCAUCUUUGUGUAUUUUCAGAUGUGAACCCUCCUGGCAUUUAUGGACUCCAGUUCCAUUUCGAUGAUAGAGGCCCCAUACCGGCCCUUUCGCCAUCCCCAGGGAAAGGAGUAUCAUUCAUGAUCAACGGUAUCCGUGGCGAAUGUAUUGCUGCUAUCCAGACCUUCUACUCUGAGAGAUCACAAAGCGCCGGCCUAACAAUCUUCACAAGUCAAGGUCGCCAAGCGAACUUUUCGACUACAGAUGUUGUCAAUGAUACACUAUUGCAGAAGCAUGUUGUCGACGAGUAUAGCUAUGCUGCUGGUAUUAUGGCAAGAGUGGUUGUGAAAGGCGAUCGCGCCCUUCCAUACCAGAAUCUCGGCUUUCUUUGCGCUCCUGGGACUCAAAAUCAAUACCCAAAAUCGUCAAAGCUCUCGUUGGACAGGAUGUAUGACGACAAUCACAAUGUGUGGAUAGAGAAUGAGAAGCCGCAUCCAGACUUUCUACUUUCAGAAUUCAUAGGAUCCCAAUCAAGCCACGGUUUCAUAAAUUGGAUUACGCUCGAUAAGCCGAUAUCUCGGAUCACUGCCUGUCUCUUGACUGGUAAGCGUAACUUCCGAGGCGAAGAAGCUCCACCUGCUCUUACAGGGGUGAAAUUUGAUACAACUAGCGGAUCGCCUAUGCUGCUUGGUCGAUGCACAUCGUUCGGACUGUCCAUUGAUCUCGAAAAUGCAGACAAAAUCGUAGAAUUCUCGAUCGGACUCCAAAUCUCAGAACGUUCCCGAUCUAUCCAAGAGAUCAUGUUCAUCUUUAAAUCCGGCAUUCGUAAAGGACUCAGGGCUGACAGGCUCAUUGAAGAUCAUGAGUGUCAACAUCGCCAGGUUCUGAGAUCUGGCACAAGCUGUGACUUGGUUGGCUUGGUUUGGUCUUUCGAUCUUGGACCUGCCUACAUUGGGGAUCAGGGAGUCCAAGGUCUUUAUCGUCUCAAUGCAAAUCAGCCCAAGGAAGACUUCAUGCCUACGAUAUACCCCUCGGUCAAUUGGAGCAAGCCUCCGCCUCCUAAUCUACAGCUACGACCUAUCCCUUGCUCGAAGGUGCAUAGCCACCGUUUACAUUCGAGUCUACGCAUUGAUGAUGACUAUGAGGCAUUGCUCGACAGUAACCUCACAUCCAUCAAAGUAUAUUUCAAUGCUUUCCUCCAAGGUCUUACGUUCCACUACGCGAAUGGUACAAGCCGAAUCCUUGGCAACACGGUCGGCGCAGAAGAAUCUUUGGAGCUUCAUGAUGAGCGUAUAAUUGCCGUAUAUAUCACAUCAUAUGUGCAAAGACUUCCAAACAUGUCGCUUCCCCGGGAUACAAUGGCGAUUGGGGCCAUCCGAUUUUGCCUCGUGGAGAAUACAAGCUCCGAGCCCAAGGUACGAUACACUCGUCAUGCUGGCUCACCUAGUAUUUUCGGCCCGUUCACAAACCAACAACGGGGCCUGUGGCAAGCAGAAGGCGGCGGCUCUGCUAAUUGGAGAAACUGCUUUCCGCUAGAAGAAACUUGUAUUCAAAUUGAGAGCAACACAUCGUUCGCGGGUCUUUGGGCUGAAGUUGUGAGCACACACAUCCAUCGUUUAGGCGUCCUCGUAUCCUUUAGCAACCCUCUCACCCUCGAUCAUGUUAGCCAGCCGCAUCCUACCAUAGAAUCUCGAGCCUCGUCCCACGAGGAGGAAAUGCCGGGCUCUUGGCUCGCGAGACCUCCACCUGCGCACUUUGAACAAACGUCUUUACUCGGCCAUGACAUCAAAGCCCAAGAUCAUCGCAUGUGGUGUCACCUCUUGACUCAGCCUUCUAGAGUUGUCAUAUACCGCCAUGCAGGCCCUCACGGAAUUGUGGUUGUCGGCAUUGAGUUCUUAACCCCCACAACAGCGGAUGAUCCUGAGCGUGCCACAACCCUCUUAGGCUUUCGCUCUCUAUGGACGGAGCAUGCCAUUACUCUACAGAUCAAAGAGGAACAAAAGAUAAUCGGCAUAGGCGUAAAGGCCAAUCAACCCAGCCAAUGGCGAUCAGGUGAGCAGGGCCUUGGAUUGGAGAGUGUGAGGAUCUGGGUUACAGGGGGCGUAUACGUAGCGAACGGCCACGAUGAAGGAAGUGAUGGGUGGCUCGACGCGACUUGCAGCCACGAGGAGCAACUGGAGGGAUUCGUGGUCGCAUUCGGAGAGUACAUGCAAGCUAUCGGCUUGCUAACUUCUAGAUAG